UCACCGCCGUCUGGUCUUCGUUCCUUCAGCUCACCUCCGCCGUGUUUGUUUACCGUCACGAAUCUAUGCUCGCGUCGCGUCCGUCCGACCGCGCUCCCGAACGCACGCUACGCUAGCGAUUUCCGCAUACAGUGAAUUUCCUGCAAUCCACAGUGACUUCUAACAUGCAAUAAAACAGUUCUAAGUGCUCCGACAACGACGCCGAAAACAAUACAUCUUCGAAUGCAGCGGCUGCGAUGGCCCGGUGACGCAGAAUAUGAGAUGGAGAAGCUGGCGCGCCUGCUGUUCCUAGUGGUGCUGUGGGCUGUCUCGGUCACCGCGCAGUUACCGCCUGACAAUCGCUGCUACCUGGAUUCUGGAGGUUCAGGGGAGACUUUCUUUGUCAGUGAAGACGCACCUGUGGGCUCUCUCAUUGGAAUACUUCACAUUUUGGGUGAUCCAAGCCUUGGUGUGGGUAACAUAGAACUCCAUCUGCAAGAAAUUGAUAGUCCACUGAGGAUAGUCCCUGGGACAAAGAACCUGACGCUAACUCGCCGUCUUGACAAGGAAGGUGUGGAUGGACCAUCUUCAGUAUUUGUCAGUGUCAUAUGUGAACGCAAGAGGACUUCAGACCCUGGAUUCGUAAUUCCGGUGAACAUCAGAGUUACAGAUGUCAAUGAUAACACACCUCAGUUCAUUAACGCACCUUACAUUCUCAACAUAUCAGAGGUUACUGUUGUUGGCACAAGAGUCCUGCAGGGUGUAAAAGCAAUUGAUGCAGACCAGCAAGGCCCUUUCUCUACAGUCCAUUACUCAGUACUUCCAGGACCUCAUUCGGACUACUUUAUUUUUGUAAACCCUUUGGAAGGAACAUUGUUGCUGAGGCGUCCACUGGAUUAUGAGACACUGUCAAAUUUUACUCUCACAAUAAGGGCACAGGACCAGGGAUCACCACCUCGAUAUUCUGAUGCUGUCAUCUAUGUGUAUGUGAUAGAUGCAGAUGAUCAGAAUCCAAAAUUUUUUGAUGAAAGAUACACUGCUGAACUGCCUAUUGUGCCAUUACAGGGAACACGCUUGAAGGUCCUGCCAAGAGAAAUUGCAGCAUAUGACCAGGAUGUUGGGAUCAAUGCACCUAUUUAUUACACUUUCAACUCUGCAACUCAGGAUUACAGAUUUUUUGAAAUUGACAGAAGUUCGGGUCAUGUAAUUUUGCAAAGAACCGUGCCUGACGAUGAGCUCCUGCAGCCUACAACUCUUGUUGUUAGGGCUACACAGUAUGACAACCCAGAUCGGUAUGCAUUAGCAACAUUGACAGUUUCAAGGCCUGGUGUUGUUGCUGGUGAUCUGAUGUUUAUUCAGAAGCAUUUCUCAGCUUCUGUGCUAGAAAAUGUUCCUCUAGGAAGUGUGUUACUUACUGCUGUUACCAAUAAACCACGUGAUAGGAGAGUACGAUUUUGGCUGGAAGAUCCCACUCACUCUGGCACAUUUAGCAUUACUCAAUCUGGAGAUUUGGUUCUAAGACGUGCACUUGACUAUGAAACACUUGACAACUAUCAACUGAAAGUUCAUGCUACUGAUGGUCGAACGAAUGACACUGCCCAACUUGAAGUCUCAGUUCUCAAUGUGAAUGAUUGGGACCCACGAUUUCGAUACCCACAAUAUGAGUUCUUUAUAUCGGACUUGGAUGUUCAACCAGGAGAUGUAGUUGGCAUUGUAGAAGCUGCUGAUGGAGACAGAGGAGAUACAAUCACACUGAGUCUGAAAGGACCAGAUGCCAGGGUGUUCAGCAUCAAUGACAGAGGAGAAAUAUCCAUUCAGGAUAUCUCAAAACUGAACAGUAGUUCAGCACAUUUUGUAGCAGUUGCGAGAGAUUCAGGAAUACCACCAAGAGAGGCAUCAGUUCCUGUUACAGUGUUCUUUCCUGAAGCUCUUGUGAGAGCACAAGGUGCAUGGUCUCCUGGAGGAACAGGCUUCCUCCUCAUGGCCAUAUUUGGAACACUCCUUGCACUUCUGGCCUUAAUUAUAUUUGCUUUAGUUUUGUACAUUUAUAAACAGCCCUGUUCCAGUGGAUAUACAUCUCUUAUCACUGUUAAACGUCGGAAAGCUGCUACAAAGGCUGCUGGGUAUGCAGCCAGUGAAAUACAGCAUAAGAAGUUGCCACCUGGAUCAGCAGAUAAGGUGGAAAAUCCUGUUUUUGGUGACUCUGAAACUGCGACAGUGAGAG
This is a messenger RNA of Schistocerca piceifrons (Central American locust), 2203 nucleotides long. Its product is annotated as fat-like cadherin-related tumor suppressor homolog. Lineage: Eukaryota; Metazoa; Arthropoda; Insecta; Orthoptera; Acrididae. Gene Ontology annotation, molecular function: calcium ion binding. The record is from RefSeq and is a predicted model, not a curated record. Gene Ontology annotation, cellular component: cell-cell junction; plasma membrane. Gene Ontology annotation, biological process: homophilic cell-cell adhesion.